Coccomyxa subellipsoidea C-169 is the source of this 993-nucleotide messenger RNA. RefSeq lists its product as hypothetical. The record is from RefSeq and is a predicted model, not a curated record. The transcript is spliced from 6 exons. NCBI's taxonomy places the organism in Eukaryota, Viridiplantae, Chlorophyta, Trebouxiophyceae, Coccomyxaceae. The coding region runs from base 1 to 993 and encodes 330 amino acids.
AUGGGCCUCGCAUACAGAGGAGUGCUCAGCCUGCUCUUCCUGGCAGUUGGCACGCUGGCGGUCUGUUUGGAGGCACAGGCACCCGCCACAACUUUCACCAACAUGCAGCAGCAGCAGCAGCAGGUGGCUCAAGGCCCUGCCACCACUUUCACCAACAUGGCCCAACAGGUAGCACAGGCAUCAGCAUUCCCCAACACCCCAGGGUCAGUGAAAAGCCCGCCUGCCCAGGCAUCCACUCAGCUGCAGUCAGCCGGCAACAGCAAUGGCGCUUCAAACCAGGCACAGAACUCUCAGGCCCAGCAGAAUGACUGGGCGCCCAAGGCAGCGCCUGCAGCACAGACAUGGCAGCCGACCGCGCAGAACAACUGGCAGGCCCCUAGCGGCCAGGCCGCUGCGCAAUCAUCCAACACCCAGCAGCAGCAGCAGCCGCAGCAGCCGGGCAACCCCAACAUGCCACCCCAGCCACCCCAGCUUCCCGCGAACGGCCCACAGCAGCCGAACCCGCAGGGCACCAUCAACACGAUCGGAUCAGUGGUGCAGGCGGCCGGCAGCCUCGCGAGCGCGCAGCAGGCGCUGACUAGCGCCGGCUCGGCCGCCGGCACCGGCGACAUCCUGCAGACCGUCGGCCAGGCCGCGCAGGCCAUGCAGGCGGUGCAGAGGGCAGCAGGCGAUGUGGGCAACGCUCAGAAGUCAAUCCAGACCAACGGCGCGUACGUGGCAUCUCCCAUUCCCCAGGCAACCCCCUCACCGCCCACCGUUAACAUCAAUGUUCCCGGCCUCGGGGGCAACGGGGGAACCCAGGGACCCCCCGGCAUCAGCUACGCUGCCCCUGCCACCCAGGGCUCACAGGCGGCCGCGCAGCCCGCCGACCCUCUGGCAGCCAUCGGCUCCGCGCUUGCGCAGGCGGCUUUCGGCGGCGGCUUGAGCCAGCCGGCGGCGGCAAACGUCGCCUCGUUGCAGGACAAGAGCGCCGCCAACCAGCAUUCUGGCUGA